AUAUAAAGACUGAACGCAGCAAGGAAAGGGCACAGCAAGAGAGAGAAGCAGCUCCUUUACUCUGAGAAAGCAGCCAGCCGAUCACACAAGAGGCAGAAUGAAAGCCUUCCUCCUCACCAUUGCUGCAGUGCAGAUUCUCCACUGCUCAGGAAUACCGAGCCCAAAGGAUGCACUGAGGGCAUCUAUCAUUAAAUUGAACCAAAUCACUGAGACCAGCAAUCUGUAUGGGAUAACCAGGAGAAGAGUGAAGGAUAUUUAUCACACAGGAAAACUGUCGUACAAUGUGGAUUUAACAUUCUCUGUGAAAGAAACCAUCUGCUCCAAGGAUUCUGGACUGGAAUUUGAUGAUCCCAGCUGUUACUUCCAUCCUAAAAAGACUGCAGAGAAAGGUUUGUGCAAAAGCCAUGUUGAAUAUUUUGCUAAUGAGGUCGUUGACAUUGAUGUACAGUGUCAAGGGUUGAAGAUGGUUGACAGCAACGGUGACUCAUUAGAAUCAAAUGAAAACAGCAAUGAGGUCAACACCAGAUCAAAACAGAUAUCAACUGAAGAAUCAUUGGAUUGGAAAAGCAAAUCAACAGAGACAUCUCUCGAGGACACUCCAAAUUUGAGCAUCGAUGAGUUGAAUAUUAAGUCGUCAGAAAGAUCACUCGAUAUGUCCUCAAAUGAAUACUACGAUGAUUCAAGAUCCCGACACUAACCAGGAAUGAAAAUUUUGAAAGGCUAGGCUUGGUCUGAACACAAAACCUCAUUCCAAAUAAAGAAGAUGCCUUGACUCUACUUGUUCCUAUAUAAACCUGAAGCCUGUGGCUGUACAUUUCACUGCAACUGGGAGAUUCUGUACUUUGUAAAUGUUCUGACCUUUAGUGUAGGUUUGUUAUAUUCUGUGAUUCACAUUAAAAGUGUAAAUAAAAUAUUUUCUAACAUCAUUUAGAGCGGAAGGUAAUUUUGCUCUGCAUUCAAGAUAUUAAAUGUGAGCUCGUCUGCUGGAAUUUAUCUUUCAAAUUCUCUGCUGAGAUGAUUUCCUCUACCAGCAGUUUACUGUUCAUUUGCUAAUAGACUAAUAAUGUCAAAUAACCUUUGAAUAUGAUGGCUGCAUUAUCGUGUUAAUCUAUAUUUGGAUUUAGAUUAUAAUUUUAACAGUAUCAUUACUGCAGAUGUGGGCAGUACUUUGCUAUCCUGAA
This is a messenger RNA of Stegostoma tigrinum, 1181 nucleotides long. RefSeq names its product secreted phosphoprotein 24-like. NCBI's taxonomy places the organism in Eukaryota, Metazoa, Chordata, Chondrichthyes, Orectolobiformes, Stegostomatidae. Gene Ontology annotation, biological process: bone remodeling. Bases 98 to 697 code for a protein of 199 amino acids. The transcript is spliced from 8 exons. Gene Ontology annotation, cellular component: extracellular region. The record is from RefSeq and is a predicted model, not a curated record.